AUGGCUCAACAAAGCUUGCGAAAGCGACGACUGGAAGAAAAACUUGGCCUUAACGAAGACCAAACAAUCAAGUCAGGUUUUGACCAAGAAACGAUGGCCAUUGUUUGGGAUAUAAUGAACAAGAAAUACGACGGAUUACUCGACCAUCCUUCAAUCAACUACGACGAACAAUCCUGGCCUAGCUGGGUCUUCUUUCUCAUUGUACAUGAUGUGCACGCGGCGAUCUGGGCUGUGGAAGAAAAAGACUUGAAAAAUCUCGAUGUUGUAGCACAGGAGUAUUUAACUCCUUACAACGUUGGCCAGUGCUUGAUAUCCACCUCCAUUAUCCGUCGUUUUCAUGUAGUAUUACGACCAGAUAACCAUUACUAUGUACAAGCUGAUGAAAUCCAUCUUAGCGGAAAAGAACCACAGUUCGAUGUUUGCCUUUAUGUUGGCACCCUGACUCUCUCUUUACGAGCGCUCAAAGUACUCAUGGCUAUAAUCGCCGACAAAAACUACCUUCUGCUCCAAAGUGACUGCCUCGAAUACUGCAAACAAUUUGUUUUUAUAUACUUCGACUUGAUCGAAGAGGAAGUCAGCGAACAACAAAUUGCCGUAUUGGAAAAGCUGACGGUGACGACGAAUGCUUUGUCGGCAGCGAGCGAGCGAUCCGGACGACAAAAUCGUUCGUCAGGUUUCUCUCUUCGCACAGUUAUUACAAGUCCUUUCGUUCAAGUGUAUUUGGCUACAGUACUGGGUGGGUUGACAUUGUAUGGUUUAUUUAAAUUAUGCACUCUCCUCUCUCAGUAG
Molecule: messenger RNA, 789 nt
Organism: Porites lobata
Lineage: Eukaryota; Metazoa; Cnidaria; Anthozoa; Scleractinia; Poritidae
Source: the annotation of a GenBank genome assembly